Ostertagia ostertagi is the source of this 792-nucleotide messenger RNA. The record is from the annotation of a GenBank genome assembly. Lineage: Eukaryota; Metazoa; Nematoda; Chromadorea; Rhabditida; Trichostrongylidae.
AUGGAUGGUGUGCCGCUUGAUGCGUGGCUGAUACCCGCAGACUCCGAUAAACUGAUUAUUUGUAAUCAUCCCGUCUGGUUCAAUCGCUCGGGCUUUCCCGGGCACCUCGAGCCAUGGAUACAUAUUGGUGAGGCCGGAGGCAAUAUUAUUGAAGUGAAUUUUAUGCCUGAUUAUAAAAACCUCCAUGAUGCCGGCUAUAAUGUUUUAUGUUAUGACUUUAGAAAUUUCGGGCAUAGCGGUGCUGCUAACGGUGGCAUCUGCGGUAAUGGAUUAUUAGAAUACCGCGACGUGAUCGGAUCGCUGCAAUAUGUACAGCGCCGUGCCGAUUUGAAAGACAUGCGCAUAGGGCUUUUGAGCCGUUGUGUAGGUGCCAACUCAACGAUGAUAGCCAUGACAAAACAUCCGGAAUUUUUUAAAGACAUCCGCUGUAUGGUUGCGCCGCAGCCGAUCUCCCCAAGGCCUUUUUAUGAGCGCAUCCUGGAUAUCCUGGAGCUGCCUGCUAAUCUUAUUGAUGAUAUUGAUGAAGAGAUCCGGCGGAUCACAAGUUUUACCAUUGAUCAGAUGUCGCCCGUCAUGUACGCAAAAAAUGUCCGGGUGCCCACCUUUAUAACACAGGUUUAUGCCGAUGCAUUGACAAAGCCGGGAGAUGUGCAGCAGAUCUUUGAUAAUAUUCCGGUUCAGGAGAAGGAAUUAUUCUGGAUAGAAGGAACGACCCGAAGAUGGGACGGCUAUAAUUAUUUUCCCAAUCAUCCGAAAAAGAUGAUCGACUGGUUUGACCGGUAUAUGAGCUGA